CAAAACUCCAAUGCGUGUGCCUAACUACAUGCCAUGCGACCCCCUCCAUUUUAAAAAAGACCUCAACUUUAUUCCAUAAAUGAAGCUUGUCUAGCACUAAAGGCGAACCAGUUGGUUAGAGGGUGAAAGGAACCUUAAGAGAUGACCAAGAAGCAGCAGAUCAAGUCUCUGAUAGGGAAAGUGCAAGGCAUGAGGCUUCUGUCUCUUGGGGGUUGCUUUGAUAGCUGCAGAGACCAUUCUCAAGCUUCUGGUCUGGGAACAAGGAUAUGGAAUCUGAGUGAUAGGCCAUUGGAGCUGCAAAUUAGGGUCGGGUCAAUACUGAAGAAGGUUCACACGGUGAAGCCAGGAUGCUCCAAGAGAUUGAAAUGCAAAAGCAUAUACAAGGCCUACAUGCCUGGUAUGAGCAGCAGUAAUGGCGAUGGAGGUGUGGUGGGGAUGAAGAGCUUGCUCUAUUACUAUGACGAGACUUGCCAUCCUUAUAUAUGGAUUUCAGACCAGGGGGCUGAUUCUCUAAGAAUGGUGAAGCAGCAAUAUGUUAGCCUAGAGGAUCUGAGGGACUCUUCUGAGAUCAGAAUCUUCAGGGAUCAUCAGAGAGGUUGCAUUUCUGUUCGCAAGAGACCAAGGCCUGAUUUCUGCUGAAUUCAGUUUAUCAUCAUUAAUCAUUUUCAAUGUUUGCGACCUGAUUUGUAUCCUCUCAGUUUCUGAUGAGAUCCUCUCGUUCUCUCUGCUUUGUUAUCAGUGUGUGUAAGUACAGAAUGCAACGAUCUAUUAUAUAUAUGACUGUUUAAUUUCGCAUUUGUUUCUGAAUGGAGUGAUGUUACAGAUGCCAAUUAACAAA
This is a messenger RNA of Neltuma alba, 838 nucleotides long. RefSeq lists its product as uncharacterized. The coding region runs from base 142 to 639 and encodes 165 amino acids. Lineage: Eukaryota; Viridiplantae; Streptophyta; Magnoliopsida; Fabales; Fabaceae. The record is from RefSeq and is a predicted model, not a curated record. The transcript has a single exon.